CAAUGUUUUGAUAACGGCUGCGGAAGAAGCCGUCAUUUGGCCAUUUCUCGUCUCAGCGAUAUAGUUUCCCAUCAAAACUGUUACUAAUUAAACGGCAAAUGUAACCGUUUCACAGAAAGCCACAAUGGGAUUCACACCGAGAAGCCUUCUUGGUGGUAAACCGUCGAAGGCGCUUCUGUUGUUGCCUUUUCUGUUGACGUUGUUGCUCGUCGGGAGCCAAGGCGAGAGCAACGCGAUGGACAACGUCGCCACUGAGAGGCUGGCCGAGGAAAGCCACCGACAGGACAGCGCCAAUCUGCUCAUAUUCAUAAUGCUCCUCACGCUCACCAUUUUAACGAUAUGGUUGUUCAAACACCGGAGAUUUAGGUUCCUGCACGAAACGGGACUCGCCAUGAUAUACGGCGUGCUGGUGGGUGUGAUCCUGCGUUUUGGCGUCCAUGUGCCCCAGAGCAUGAGUGACGUGAUCCUCGGUUGUGCCGUCAACGCCAGUCCCGCUACUCUGCUGGUCAACGUCAGUGGGCGAUUCUACGAGUACACUUUGAAGGGGGAAGUCAGCCGUGGCAAAGGUCACCAAGUGCAGGACGAUGAGAUGCUGAGAAAGGUGACCUUUGACCCCGAAGUGUUUUUCAACAUUUUGCUGCCUCCCAUCAUCUUCCACGCCGGCUACAGUCUGAAAAGGAGACAUUUCUUCAGAAACAUCGGCUCCAUCCUGGCCUAUGCUUUCAUGGGAACAGUUAUCUCCUGCUUCGUUAUUGGGCUGGUCAUGUAUGGCGUUGUGUCCUUCAUGAAAGUUGUAGGCCAGCUUGGGGGCGAUUUUUACUUUACUGACUGCCUCUUCUUUGGGGCCAUUGUUUCAGCAACAGACCCUGUGACGUUGCUAGCUAUCUUCAAUGACCUACAAGUAGAUGUGGACCUGUAUGCUUUACUCUUUGGCGAGAGUGUCCUCAAUGAUGCCGUGGCCAUUGUACUCUCUUCCUCCAUUGUGGCGUACCAGCCUGCAGGAGACAACAGCCACAGCUUUGAGGCCUUGGCCAUGUUGAAAUCCUUCGGCGUCUUCCUGGGUGUCUUUAGUGGAUCCUUUGCUCUUGGGGUGGCCACUGGAUUCAUGACGGCUCUUGUCACCAAGUUCACGAAGCUGAGGGACUUCCCCUUGCUGGAAACGGCUCUCUUCUUCCUCAUGUCCUGGAGCACCUUCCUACUAGCCGAGGCCUGCGGGUUCACAGGCGUAGUGGCUGUGCUGUUCUGUGGGAUCACUCAGGCUCACUACACCUUCAACAAUCUCUCCCCUGACUCUCAGGACAGAACCAAACAGUUGUUUGAGCUGCUGAACUUCCUGGCAGAGAACUUCAUCUUCUCCUACAUGGGUCUGACUCUCUUCUCCUUCCAGUCACAUGUCUUCAACCCUAUGUUCAUUGUCGGAGCCUUUGUGGCAGUGUUUCUGGGUAGGGCUGCCAACAUCUACCCUUUGUCCUUCCUGCUCAACCUGGGCCGCAAGAACAAAAUUGGAUCCAACUUUCAGCAUGUCAUGAUGUUUGCAGGACUGCGUGGGGCGAUGACCUUUGCUCUUUCAAUCAGGGACACGGCGACUUAUGCUCGCCAGAUGAUGUUUUCAACUACCCUCCUAAUUGUCUUCUUCACUGUCUGGAUCUGUGGAGGAGGCACCACGCCCAUGCUGUCCUUCAUGAGCAUACCGGUGGGUGUGGACUCUGAUCAAGACAACUCUAAUUCAGCGGUGUUGGAUGGGUCCCAGCGGAGGAACACCAAACAUGAGAGCGCCUGGCCCUUCAGGAUCUGGUAUAACUUUGACCACAACUACUUGAAGCCCCUCCUGACGCACAGCGGCCCUCCUCUCACUGCUACGAUGCCUACUUGUUGCGGACCGCUGGCCCGAUGCCUCACCAGCCCACAGGCCUAUGAGAACGAAGGCCGGCUCCACGACGAUGACUCCGACUUCAUCCUGAACGAUGCCAGCGUGAGCUCCAUGUACGCCGACAUCACCGUCAGCAUGGACGCGUCCGGCCGCACCAUCAACUGCUCCUCCAGCACAAGGGCCUCUGAUGAAGGUCUGGAUCACGAGCUCGCCUUAGCGGAACAUGAAGUGGCCAUCAGGGGCACCCGCCUGGUCCUGCCUAUGGAUGACCCAGUGGAGACCCCGAGCACUGUCACCUUGCCCCCGCCUCUCUCCCCGCCGCGUUCUGAACCUCGCAUGCACAGACUGUAAGAAGGUUUACACAAUCAGGAUGCAGUUUGCAGCUUAAAAAAGAAAGGCACAACUCAUCUCAUUUGAUUUCACAAGAAAAUGGCAUCUGUUAGCUUAUCUGUUUGGAUUUGUUAUUGUAAAACAAACUGCUUCACGUAAGUGGCCCUGUGGACGGGACAAGCUCUCUACAAUUUAAAAUAGGCCCCGUUUGGUGACCGACUUCAGGAGCGCUUGAUUUAACUCAUUUAGGUUGAUUACUGUAAAUCAAGUGCAACUCGAGCCUAAAGGUUACUUCGAUGAUGCACAUUUUGGGAAGCUUAAAGAAAUGUAUAUUUGCUCCUACGUUUGUACUGCUGUGGUGAUAUGCCAGUGCUGUUAUCGACGCUCUAUAAAAGCCCCAACUCCCUCUGACUUUAUGGGCAGAGCUCUAAAUGUUACAUUUGCAGUUUACCCUUUUCUUUGUGUUGAAGUUGCUCCAGACAACAGGACCUGUAUGUGUCUAGCUUCCUGCAAGUAUUCAUGAGAUGACCUACAGUCUCGUUUAGCACAUUUUACAGGCACUAAAAUGUUGCUCUCGUACCACUUACUAACAUUCAGUGGUGUCAAAUAAUAUUAAUCAUUCAUUACCAAUGUUACUCAUCUAUCCACAGACUGGUAAGUAACCGGGAAGUUUGUCUCCCUCUCAAAGUUCAUAUGCAGAGAAGGUGAUUGGCCGAGGUGGGAGCUACUAGACGAGCACAUUGACGCCGACUGUGAUGGAAGCAGUAUUAGGAGUUUUGAAUUUUGAUAGAAACAAAAAUGUGCGACAAGAUUGCAAGAAGAUGCCAUUCAACCCCAAAACGUCAAACUGCUUCCACAACAGGGUCAAUUAGCUUAAAUUUGAGCACUGCCUGCCUCUUUUCGUCUCCAGUCUUUUUACUUAUUCAUUUAUUUAUUUAACAAACAAAUAUCUAUUUAUAUAAUGAUUUAUUUUGUAUAUUUAUUAUUUAUUUAUUGUUUCGUGACAUUAAUGAUUAUCUUGCUCGGUUUGAAAAUAGGGUGUCUCGGUGGUGGAAGGCUGUUACGCACCUUUUCCCUAAAAAGCACUAGAACUUCGAACAGUAAGGAAGUCAUGACGGAGCUGGAUAUUCAUCCGAGGAGUGUGUUGAAGUAUCUCCUUCCUGUUCUGUAGCAGAUCCUUCCACUUUAUUGGAAACUAUAGCUCCCUGUGUGUGUGUGUGUGUGUGUGUGUGUGUGUGUGUGUGUGUGUGUGUGUGUGUGUGUGUGUGUGUGUGUGUGUGUGUGUGUGUGUCUUUGUGUAGUUUGUGUGUGGCUGAUGUCAGAAUGAUAUUGUCCAACUCUACUAAUGUGGUUAUCAGGGCUAAUGUCUGUUUCUGGGUAUUCUGUCUUCAUCUGAUGUCAUCUUCUUUCUGUUGUAUCAUCAAAGAUGACUGAGGGCUGGCUGAACUGUUUUGACUUAAAGUGCCUAAUCAGAAAUUAAAUUAUUUAAUGUAGAUUUUGUACAUAUUUUGAUUUGCUAAUGUGCAGUAACAUUUCUUUCUUGGUUUUUAUAUGACACAAAACCCUUUGACUGAUGCUGACUAGUGUGUUCCCAGUGUAAUUAGGCCAUUAGGUGGAGAUCACAAAAGAGUGCACACUAAAACAUUGUACUUCUGUUAAUGGGAAAUACAUAUCACUAGUAUUUAUUGGAUAGAAAAAUUAUGGAAAAUGUAUUCCAAAUGAAUUCAACAAGAAGCCUCAUAUUAAGGUCAAGGAAAAGACAGGAGGGUCCCGCUGACUUUUUACAAAUGCAGUAUUUUUAGUUCCUUGUUUGGAAACCAAAACUGUAUAUUCUGUUCCCACCUCAGUGAGAUAUUUCGCGCUGAGGCAUCUCUGUAGUUCACCCUUGUUUGUGCUGUUUUCUGCUGGGUGAUUUUAAUGAGGUAGAAAUUCAGACCUGAAAGUAAUCCCAUUUUAAAUGUUCAAAAGUGCAUUUAACUCUGUCAAGCUGCACAUGAGUUGUCUUUCUAAUCUAAAUGUUAUUCUUAAUACAAGGUUUGAGAUUCUGCAGAAUUAUCCAGAGGACGAGUGAAUUUACAUAAUUUCUAUCAGUAAGGUAUCUUUUCAUUUGUUGUUUAAAUGUUAUUGAACCAUAAAAAACAUACUAUGUUUAUAUGUGAAUUUUGAAGAAACGGUAUGAAUCUUACAAUAGCAACCGUACUGCAACUAAAACAAGAAAUCUGAAAAUGUUUACGUCUCUACCGUCUGUAGAAAUUGUUAGAGAGAGUUGUAUUUGUGAAAAGUACACAAAGUCUGUACGUGAAUGUUUUUAAAAUGUGAACUUUUGAGGGGGAAAUCAUCUCUGAUUCAAAAGAUUGUUCCCUGUAGUCCUGAUUUAGUAACAGUGUCUCAGUCUGACAUCUGCAAUUGUAGCCUACCUGAAGAUAAUAAAAAAACAAUUCUUGGAU
This is a messenger RNA of Cyclopterus lumpus (lumpfish), 4647 nucleotides long. RefSeq names its product sodium/hydrogen exchanger 6-like. Bases 125 to 2221 code for a protein of 698 amino acids. Gene Ontology annotation, molecular function: sodium:proton antiporter activity. Gene Ontology annotation, biological process: proton transmembrane transport; regulation of pH; sodium ion transport. The record is from RefSeq and is a predicted model, not a curated record. The transcript has 16 exons. Gene Ontology annotation, cellular component: membrane; recycling endosome. NCBI's taxonomy places the organism in Eukaryota, Metazoa, Chordata, Actinopteri, Perciformes, Cyclopteridae.